Aspergillus luchuensis is the source of this 912-nucleotide messenger RNA. RefSeq names its product beta-ketoacyl reductase. The transcript has 2 exons. NCBI's taxonomy places the organism in Eukaryota, Fungi, Ascomycota, Eurotiomycetes, Eurotiales, Aspergillaceae. Gene Ontology annotation, biological process: fatty acid biosynthetic process; secondary metabolite biosynthetic process. The coding region runs from base 1 to 912 and encodes 303 amino acids. The record is from RefSeq and is a predicted model, not a curated record. Gene Ontology annotation, molecular function: phosphopantetheine binding; fatty acid synthase activity.
AUGCCUCCCAUCAAAGGAUGCAUCCAGGCAACUAUGGUUCUCAAGUCUGCCAUGUUCGCGAAUAUGACCCUCGACCAGUGGAACGAAGCACUACGCUCAAAGGUGCAGGGCUCGUAUAAUCUCGAUCGCCACCUUCCAACCCAGCUGGACUUUUUCAUCUUCUUGUCGUCCGUGUGCGGUAUAAUCGGCGCCAGCGGUCAAUCUAACUACGCUUUUGGCUGCGCCUACCAAGAUGCACUGGCCCGAUCUAAAGUCGCGAUGAGACAGAAGGCUGUUUCAAUUGACCUCGGGAUUGUCGAAGGGGUUGGAUACACGGCCGAGCAUCAGGGCGUGGGCUCCUUCAUGCGCUCACUGGGUUUACAGCCCAUCCCUGAAGAAUAUCUCCUCUCCAUAUUAGAAUAUUACUGCGACUCCAGGCGUGAAAUCCUUCAUCCCAGCGACGCCCAAAUAGUCGUUGGCAUCAUGAGCCAAGACGAGAUGCAGCGGAGUGGACUUGUUCGCUCGCGAUUUUACUCGCGGCCGUUGUGGAAUCAUUUGCAGCGACGCAUGAACCCAACGCUUGGCGGGAGCAAGGUUGUUGCUGCUCAACGGCCGAAUAAGAAGGGCCCCUCAUCGCUGAAACUCCCGAUGGCUGCGAGCGAUGAUACGCUUUCGUCUGUGGCAGAUGGCGGUCCAGACGCGGUCAGUCGGGCCAUCUGCGAGAGGGUCUCGGAUGUGCUUGCUAUCAACGCUGAUGAUAUUGACCCAGCGAAGCCGUUGCAUAUGUAUGGGGUGGACUCAUUGGUUGCGAUGGAAUUGCGGAGUUGGUUUAAAGAAGCACUGCAGAAGGAUGUGGCUGUGUUUGAUAUCUUGAGUAAUCGGCCGAUAGGAGUGUUGGCUCAGGAGGUCGUGGGUGUGGCUGCGGCUGCAUGA